AUAAACGUCCAAAAGGAAUCAAAUUGGAAUGGAAGAAAGAUGAUUAUGGGAAAAGGGAUUUAAAAGACUUUGUUCAGAAUGCAAAGUUCAUAUACCCACUAAAAAUAAUUGGUAUGCGUUAG
This is a messenger RNA of Funneliformis geosporum, 122 nucleotides long. Lineage: Eukaryota; Fungi; Glomeromycota; Glomeromycetes; Glomerales; Glomeraceae. The record is from the annotation of a GenBank genome assembly.